This is a messenger RNA of Vicia faba (fava bean), 420 nucleotides long. Lineage: Eukaryota; Viridiplantae; Streptophyta; Magnoliopsida; Fabales; Fabaceae. The record is from the annotation of a GenBank genome assembly.
AUGAUCAGAAGUGAAAAUAUAUCACUGCAAUCAAAGAAUAACUAUUGGGAAGUUAGAGCAAAAUAUUCUGCUGAUAGACUUUACAGAUUCAAGAAAGAAAAUGAACAUCAGUUGUUUAUUUUGAAGCAUGAAAAUGAAUUGAUAUCAAAUGCUGAGAAACAAGCUCGUCAAUUGGUUACUAAUUUAUUUCAAAGGAUACAUUGUUUACAGAAUGAGGUCCUUAUGGAAACAUACAGAUCAAUGUUGCAUGAAUUGCAAAAACUUCAGGUGGAAGAAGAGAUGAUUAUGCGCAAGCUUUACGAAGUAAUGUCCGUCCACGGUCUCACUAAACAGAAUGAAGACAACUCCAACGCUUCCAAUAAUAGUGCUGGAGCUGAACAAAUCAAUAAUGAAGUCAAUACAACACAUGAGGAUCAGUAA